AUGCCAUUCCAUCAUGUCACAGCUGGCUUGUUGUACAAAGGAAACUACCUGAACCGGUCUCUCUCUGCUAGCAGCGACAGUGAGCAGUUGGCCAACAUCUCCGUGGAGGAGCUGGAUGAAAUUCGUGAAGCUUUCCGAGUGCUGGAUCGUGAUGGCAAUGGCUUCAUCUCGAAACAGGAGCUGGGGAUGGCUAUGCGCUCCUUGGGCUACAUGCCCAGUGAAGUGGAAUUAGCCAUUAUCAUGCAACGCCUUGACAUGGAUGGAGAUGGUCAAGUUGAUUUUGAUGAAUUCAUGACAAUCCUUGGACCAAAACUGGUGUCAUCAGAAGGACGGGAUGGUUUUCUAGGAAACACAAUCGACAGCAUUUUCUGGCAGUUUGACAUGCAACGGAUAACAUUGGAAGAGCUAAAACACAUCCUCUACCAUGCAUUUCGGGAUCACCUAACAAUGAAAGACAUUGAGAACAUUAUCAUCAAUGAAGAGGAGAGCUUAAAUGAGAACUCUGGCAACUGUCAAACAGAAUUUGAAGGAGUGCAUUCCCAGAAGCAGAACAGACAGACGUGUGUACGGAAGAGCUUAAUAUGUGCUUUUGCUAUGGCCUUUAUUAUCAGCGUCAUGUUAAUUGCAGCCAAUCAGAUCCUCCGAAGUGGCAUGGAGUAG
Gekko japonicus is the source of this 660-nucleotide messenger RNA. It is a transcript of the gene CALN1, whose product is annotated as calneuron 1. Gene Ontology annotation, molecular function: calcium ion binding. NCBI's taxonomy places the organism in Eukaryota, Metazoa, Chordata, Lepidosauria, Squamata, Gekkonidae. The transcript is spliced from 6 exons. Bases 1 to 660 code for a protein of 219 amino acids. The record is from RefSeq and is a predicted model, not a curated record.